Molecule: messenger RNA, 2561 nt
Organism: Ctenocephalides felis (cat flea)
Lineage: Eukaryota; Metazoa; Arthropoda; Insecta; Siphonaptera; Pulicidae
Product: E3 ubiquitin-protein ligase TRIM9-like
Exons: 10
Coding region: 1-1896 (631 amino acids)
Molecular function (GO): zinc ion binding; protein binding
Source: RefSeq, a predicted model, not a curated record
AUGUCACAAUCGGCGCGCGAACUCCGGCUACCAGAUGAAGCGGACAAGCUAUCAAUCCUGAGCGAGACGGACAGCGGUGUCGUGUGCACUUCCACGUCCCGUCCAUCCAGCUACGUCGGCACACCAAAUCUCCAGGGAAUUUUGUUCCCCCCUUUACCUGCCACCGGUACGCCACUGUCUCUAUGCUGUGUUCAGUGCCGCCGAACCGUUUUCCUUGACGACGCCGGCCCUGCCCGCAACUUGCCAAGGUAUAGGGUUAUGGAAAAUGUCGUUGAUAAAUUCAAAGGCAGCGGUACGCACCUACCGCGAUGUCAGAUGUGCCCAGAAAAUCCAAAAAUCGCAGCCGUGUCUUGCGAACAAUGCGCUGUUUUAUAUUGCGACGAGUGCAGGGAAACUUGUCACCCGGCCAGGGGGCCUUUGGCGGGACAUACACUUGUGAGAGCAAGGGCACCGCCGUCUCCGGAGCCGUUUUGCCCGGAACACCAGGACGAGAGGCUAGGAUUUUACUGUUUGGCGUGCAAGGAACCUGCCUGCGCGAGCUGCCUGCAGACGGAGCGACACGCCAGUCAUGACGUGCAGGCGAUCACUGCAAUGUGCAAGGCGCAAAAGACUGAAUUAUCCCAAAAUCUGCAACAGCUUUCUGAAAAAGCGAGGUCUACGACAGAAUUCAUACAACGGCUAAAAGGGAUGAGUGACAAGGUUAUGGAAUCAUGUACAGAAUUUGAACACUUAGUAACAGCACAAUGUGAUGCAUUGAUCACAGCUAUUUUAAAUAGGCGAGAUUAUCUCCUAGAGGCAAUACGAUGUGAUAGAGAAGCUAAACUCAGAGCACUCAAGGACCAGGCAUCAACUGCUACAGGAAAAUUACAACACACGACAGGUUUAAUACAAUUUUGUAUAGAGGCCCUCAAAGAAACGGACAGUGCUGCGUUUUUACAGGUGGGUUCAAUGUUAAUAGCCCGAGUGGCGCAAACGGACAUCGCCUGGCAUCGGGAGGUGCAGGAGGCCACGCCGCGUGUCUCUCACCAGGUCGAUCUCACGCUGGACGACAAGGCCGUUCUCAGGGCAAUCGAUCAAUUGAACUUCAUACAAAUGAAACCACCAAAUGCUCCUAUAAUCAUUCCCGAGGAAUGCAGUGCUGAAAAUAACUCCGUGACUGUUGCUUGGCAGCCUCCGCCCCAAAGCCAUAUCGAAGGGUAUGUCCUGGAACUGGACGAUGGAGCUGGGGGCGAUUUUAGGGAAGUUUACUGCGGUAAGGAGACGAUAUGCACAGUAGAUGGAUUACAUUUUCAUUGCAUGUACAACGCUCGCGUUAAGGCUUUCAACGGCACUGGAGAAGGCGAAUACAGCGAACUUAUAGGAUUACAAACUGCUGAAGUGGCGUGGUUUACCUUCGACCCAUUGCUGUCUCCUGGCCUGCAGUACUCGUCGGACCAUGCGACGGUUGCGGCCGACGGCUGGGAGCACCGCGUCGCCCUGGGUUCCGUCGGUUUCAGCAGGGGGGUCCAUUAUUGGGAAUUCACGAUCGAACGCUAUGACACCGAUACUGAUCCAGCAUUUGGCGUUGCCAGGAUAGAUGUUGCACGAGAUAAGAUGUUAGGCAAGGACGAUAAAGCCUGGGCCAUGUACAUCGAUCGUAAUCGAUCCUGGUUCCAGCAUGAUUCGACACAUGAACGUCGAGCUGAGGGUGGCAUCCAAACUGGUUCUACUGUUGGGGUUCUCCUUGAUUUAGAAAGGCAUACGCUAACCUUUUAUGUUAACGAAAUUCCACAUGGUGGAAUUGCGUUUAGAGAUUUGUACGGCGUUUUUUAUCCAGCUAUUAGCGUUAACCGCGGGGUCACAUUAACGUUACAUACGGCGUUAGAUCCACCAUCGGAUUCUGAUGGGGAAUUAUAAAUUUUUGGAAAAUUAUAAAUGUAGUUAUAUUGUUGUACAGUUUUACUUGAAUAAGUGUAGAUAAAUUUGCGUUCAUCGAUAUAGCACUUUAAAGUCUUACGCAAUUUUGAAAUAAUGGCAGAAUAUGAGAGCAAUUGUUCAAAGAGAAGCAUUGAGUUAAGACCAAGGUUAAAAAAUAUUAUGCAUGCUUCUAUGAUUAAGUCUCGCUAAAUUAUUACUGCCGAUGCCAUUUCACAUCAUAUUGAGAGAAAUUAUGAGUGUAUAUAAUAAGCAAUAUGACUGAGUAUGUAUAUAAAAUGAGUGAAUGUGUUCAAAUUUUAGCUUUAGUUUAUCAAAUUUUAAGUGUUGCUUAAUUCUAGAUUAAAAUUAUAUAAUUAAUAUAUUAACCAAAAAUCUUAUCCAUGUGUGUUUCUACACAAAGGUAUAAAUAACGAAAAUUAAUAAAAAUAAUAUUUAGAAUAUCACGAUGGAUCCAAAAUAUAUUUAUUUAUGAAUUGACGUACAUUAAAUAGUUCAUAAUAAAUUUAUGGAACUUUUCAACAAGUCAAUUCAUAUUAAUAGGUAUUUAAACAUGUGCGAGAAUUAUAUGGAUAUUUAAAUAUACAGGUUUGAAAUUCAUUACACAAUGUAAUUUGUAAGUUGUAUAUAAUAUAUUUUUUUGUACU